This is a messenger RNA of Bactrocera latifrons, 1404 nucleotides long. RefSeq lists its product as uncharacterized. The record is from RefSeq and is a predicted model, not a curated record. The transcript has 3 exons. Bases 122 to 1045 code for a protein of 307 amino acids. NCBI's taxonomy places the organism in Eukaryota, Metazoa, Arthropoda, Insecta, Diptera, Tephritidae.
UGCUGUCAGUUACAAAUUAAACGCAGGAAAAAUUUGUGUAAAAACGUUUGUACUCAAACAAUUUUAUAUUUGUAUUGCUGAAAACUUUUUUAUUUCUGAUCAAAAUUCCAAAGACGUCAAAAUGUUUUCCUCAAUUAAUUUUCUAUUUCUGAUAUCGCUGGCGGUCACCACGUGGAUCAUACUCUGCUAUUUCAAACAUAUCGAACAGCAACGCGAGGACCCAAUGACCAUUGAGGUGCACAUGGAUAACGCCUACGAAGACACGUUGCGUGGGAAAGCCUGUUUUGAGAAUUAUGAUAUUUAUUUGAACUUUUUGGCAAUUUUUGCAUGCUUUUACGCGCUGGCCAAGGUGACAACGUACGCCGAAAAUUACGUGGCCCAACAGGUGCAUACGGGCUUCAAACUAAGGUCUAUGGAAGAGUUGCGCACACAGCACAUACAACUCACACUGCAAAUCGACUACUUAGAGAAGGAGAACGCCAAAUUGGCACAGCAAGUGAAGCAGCUGGAACAGUACAGAAGUAAUGCCGCAACUAGCACUAUGCGUAUGCUGGCCAACGCUGACAGUAACCACAUGUCGCAGGAGUGCCAUAAAACACCUAGAAAAAGCGUGCUGCAUACUUUGAACACCAACGCAGUUGGCAAUGCCGUAGGUGGCGUAGCUGUUACCUGCAAUCAUACGGCAACUGUCAAUGUUGAUAUGGACGGGGAAAUGGCCAACAAUGUGUCCGACGGCUUUGCUGCAACUGGUGGUCUUUUCUGCUUUCGGAAUGUAAUCAUUCAAGAUAAUCACUUUCAGCGGACACGUCAGGUAUAUGUGAAUGAGGGCAAUGUAAAAUUGCAAUUUCAAGACUUUAACCAAGAAGGUGACCACAUCACGCAGAUCUGGCAGAAAUAUUUGGAAAUGCAAAAAUAUGCGCUACAAAAGCCGACCGCGCCUCAUAGUGCAACGCAAGUGGCAAAUGCUGUGCCUAUUGUUGUAUCCACCGAAGAGCUACAAACGAUGCAAGGAUGCAUUUUGACAAAUUCGAAUAAUAUGGAAUAAUUAAAAAUAUAAGUCGCCGCUUCAUUUUUUAUUUCUAUUAAAAAAUCGGUUACUUGCUUUAGCCAAUAGAUUUGACCACAUUUACAACUCGGUUAAGAGCUAUGUGUCAAAAUUCAGGUUGUUAACGGAUUCAAGCGAAGAUUUUUUCACCGUUGCCGUCAGAUGCCGCUCUAUGCCUCAACAGUUUAAAUUCAUUGUGCAAUAAAAUUAAUUCUUUGUGAUUUAUGUUAUAUAUGUAUAUUUUUAUAAAAUGUUAUUUAAAAAUUGUAAAUUUGUAUGUGGAAAUACACAUGUAUGUAUGUAUAUAUGUACGCAUAUGUAAAUAUGGCUGCUUACAUUUAAACCGCACUCGUAAUGAA